Messenger RNA from Perca flavescens (yellow perch), 3601 nucleotides. It is a transcript of the gene mecp2, whose product is annotated as methyl CpG binding protein 2. The transcript is spliced from 7 exons. Lineage: Eukaryota; Metazoa; Chordata; Actinopteri; Perciformes; Percidae. The record is from RefSeq and is a predicted model, not a curated record. Bases 1 to 3336 code for a protein of 1111 amino acids. Gene Ontology annotation, cellular component: nucleus; heterochromatin. Gene Ontology annotation, biological process: negative regulation of transcription by RNA polymerase II. Gene Ontology annotation, molecular function: double-stranded methylated DNA binding; chromatin binding; methyl-CpG binding.
AUGAGGGUCCACAUCUCGCGGGACUACACCGCCCCUGCGCUCGUGUUGUCUAUGGUGUUGACCUCAUCUUCGCGCAGAUCUCGCGAUGAUUGUUCACUGACGGGGUUGGAAAUGGAGUCGGAGGGGGCGGGGUGCAGCAGGAGGGAGCAGAGAUCUGCUGCUGUAGCCCGGAGCGGAGCAACGGUCGUCGGCUUUAGCUUUAGCCCGCUCUCCGAGCGACGCCUGGCCGCCCUGACUUCCACACAACUCCCCGGGAAGUCGGGCCGGGACCCGGCGGCUGGGUGUCCGACCGGCGGAGUGUCCAACCGCCCGCCUCCGUCAGACAGCCAGCCAGGCAGAGAGGAGGGAGAGGAGGGAGCUGUCGACCCCCAGCCCCCCCCCAGAGAGAGAGACCGGUCCCACAGCAAGACCAAGAAGGCCCGUCGGCGCCAUGGCGACCGAGGGGCGGAGCCCACCGCCGCCGUGCUGCAGCCACAGGCGGGUGGCGAGCCCCCGACCCAGGCGUCUGAGCCGGCGGUGGCGGGCCCCUCGGAGCCGGGCUCGGAGUCGGCCGCCGGCAGCGAGUCGGCCGGUUCCCCCAGGCAGCGGCGCUCCGUCAUCCGGGACCGCGGCCCGCUGUACGAUGACCCGUCGCUGCCCGAAGGCUGGACCCGCAAACUCAAACAGAGGAAGUCCGGCCGCUCGGCGGGGAAGUUCGACGUCUAUUUGAUCAACUCGGAGGGAAAGGCGUUCCGAUCCAAGGUGGAGCUCAUCGCCUACUUUCAGAAGGUCGGCGACACGACCACAGACCCCAACGACUUUGAUUUCACGGUCACCGGGCGCGGAAGCCCCUCCCGCCGCGAGAAGCGCCCCCCCAAGAAAACCAAGGUGGUGAAACCCUCGGGGCGAGGCCGGGGGAGGCCCAAAGGCAGUGGGAAGAUGCGGCAGGCUACCGAGGGCGUGGCCAUGAAACGUGUGGUUGAGAAAACUCCGGGCAAACUGCUGGUCAAGAUGCCCUUUGGCAAGGCAGAGUCCUCCACCGGCACCACCUCCACUGCCGCAAAGGUGGCGUCUCCUGUCCUGGUGCCCAAGUCCCGUCCCGGGAGAAAGAGGAAAUCGGAACAGGAGCUUCCAGCCCCGCCUCAGACCACCCCGAAGAAACGGGGCAGGAAACCAGCCUCGGUCUCCGCGGCGUCCUCACCGGUCGCCACGGCACCCACCUCCACGCUCCAUCCGUCGACCUCCGGCAGCUCGGCGGCGGCGAGCUGCGCCGCGGCGGCCAUCUUAGCCGCCGAAGCUAAGCGGAGAGCGGCUAAGAUGGAAACAGCCCUGCCGAUCAAAAAACGCAAAACGAGAGAGACGGUGGAGGAGAGGGAGAUCGUUCCCGCGCCGGCCGCCGCUACGACAACCGAGACCACCGAGAGACGGGUUACCGUAGAGACGGAGGAGGCAACGGGCAAAGGGGAGGAAGCUCGGACCUCGGAGCCUCAGCCCGCACCGACGUCUGAGAAGAGCCAGUCGCAAACGCAGAAGCAGCCGAGCGCUUCCGACGAAAGCCAACCGCGCGGACACAAGGCGCACAAAGGCAGGAAGCACAAGGAGAAAUCGGGAAUAUCGGCCGGAGACGGAAGGAGCCGAGGCCAGGACGUAGGGGAGGAUGUGGGAGACAAGGGAGGAGAGGGGGGGAGAAGUAGCAGCAGCAGCAGCAGUAGCAUUAGCCCGUCCAAAAGCCACAAAAGGAAGGAGCGGCCGCCUCACAAACACCAUCAUCAUCACCACCACCACCGGCAUCAUCGCCACCAACAUUCCUCUGCAUCGCCGAUGGACCUGGCUCCUCCUCCUCCUCCUCCUCCUCCUCCUCCUCCUCCUCCUCCUCCUCCUGCACCCUCCAGCCAGUCCAGACCAGACGUCAAGCCCCAGACUGUGCCUCAGCUCACCGCCCAACAAUUGCAGCACGCCCAGCAAGCUCCUCCCAAACCGCAGUCGCAGUCCGCCUCUGAUCCUCGGCAUCAUUCCCCUCAACAACGCCCCCAGCCCCAGACCCAGCCCCAGCCCCACCCCCAGCCCCAGACCCAGCCCCGUUCCCAGCAGCACCCCCCCCAGUCUCCCAGCCAGCCCCAAGCCAAGCCUCGGUACCCAGCCUCCCAGCCCUCUCCUACCAGGCACGCCUUGCCCCAGCCGCGGUCCCAACAACCCCAAACCCACAGUCACACCCAGGCCUCCCAGCAAAAACCCCAAUCUGUUCAGCCUGUUCACUCCCUAACCCCGCACCAAACCCAGCUUCAGGCUCAGCACGCUCCACCUCAGUCCCCAUCGUCCAUCCUGCACGUUCGUCCGCCCCAAGCGAGGCACCCGCAUCCGCAGACCCAGCCUCCCGCUGUGCUCCAGCCUCAGACGCAGCAGCCCAGGUACCCGUCUCAACACCAAGCCCCCCGGCUCAAACAACAGUCCCAACCCCAGCCGCGGCAGUCACCGCAGCAUCACCUCCAACUCCAACCGCAGGCCAGGACCGCAGCGCAAACUCCGACUCAAUCCCAAUACAGAAUCCCAGCGCAGACUCCGACUCAGCCGCAGUCCAGAUCCCCCGCUCAAACUCAGCCUCAACCUCAAGCCAGGAACGCAGCGCAAACUCCGACUCAGCCGCUGCUGUCCAGAGCCGCGGUCCACCCGCACCUGCAGCCCCAGCCCCAGAUGAGACACCCAUCAUCUCAGCAACACCAACUCCAGACUCAAUACAGACCGCAACCCAGACACUCCGUCUCCGUCUCUCAGCCGAGGCCGCCGCAGUCCCAAGCACAACCGCGCCCACACUUUCAGCGGGUCCAAUCGCAGCCCAGACCUCCCCAGCUCCCUCAGCUCAGCAGGCCCCACGUCAACGUGCAGCAGCAGCAGCAGCACCUCUCGUCGCACCGAUCGUCUCCCAGCCUGACCGGCGGGACCAACCUGGCCGGCAGCGCGCAGCCCAACCAGAGCAGCGAACAGCCCCAAGAUCUGAGCACCACGCGGCCGAGAAGCCGAGAGCUCUGCAGCGGCGGCGGCGGCGGCGGCAGUAGUAGUGUUGUUGUUGUUGGCGUCGAAGGCAUCAGGGCGGCAGAAGGGAGAGCAGAGCCGGCCCAAAGCAGAGAGGUUUUAAGCGGAGAAAGGGGGUCGAACAGCAACUCGAGGCCUCCUCCCAGCGCAUUGGCUUCUGAGUCGGGAGUCGGGGGUCUGGUUCCCGGGCCCAGACUCCGGGCAGAGCCGGACGCAGCGGGAGAAGGCCGGGAGCUCAGAGACAUCGUACCGCAGUCCGCCGUCCCCUGUCCCAGCCGCGAGGAAACCGUAGAGUCACGGACUGCCGUCAGCGAACGAGUCAGCUGAUCGGUCGGUUGCAGAUGAGCCGGCAGGUUGGUCGGUUGGACUUUUUUGUCGGACGGACGGACGGAGUCAGCCACCAGGUUGGGGAGAAGAAGGAGAAGAAGAAGAGGAGGAGGAGGAAGAGUGUGACCGCGCUGUUCACGGAGGUUUUAAUGAGUCGUUAGAUGGAUGGAUUAGCGUCACACAGCGCUGGCCUGGCCUCGGUGGACUCGGUAAAGUUCGGGAUUUUGAGAGCCAACAUGGCGCUGAGGGACAGCUGGAGAAGAAG